This is a messenger RNA of Falco peregrinus (peregrine falcon), 4049 nucleotides long. It is a transcript of the gene ERN2, whose product is annotated as endoplasmic reticulum to nucleus signaling 2. Gene Ontology annotation, biological process: mRNA processing; protein phosphorylation; intrinsic apoptotic signaling pathway in response to endoplasmic reticulum stress. Lineage: Eukaryota; Metazoa; Chordata; Aves; Falconiformes; Falconidae. Gene Ontology annotation, molecular function: ATP binding; protein serine/threonine kinase activity; RNA endonuclease activity. The record is from RefSeq and is a predicted model, not a curated record. Gene Ontology annotation, cellular component: IRE1-TRAF2-ASK1 complex.
GGAAGCCGCGUCCUGGGCCCGCCCCGGCCCCGCUGAGUCAGGGCGCGGCGAUAAGCGCGGCCCGGCCCGGCCCUGCAGCCGCGGCCCGCCAUGUGCGGGACGUGGGCGCUGCGGCUGCCGCUCCUGCUGCCGCUGCUGCUGCCGCUGCUGCUGCUGCCGCUCCUGCCCCCGGCACAGUGCCUCAAAAGCGGUGCUGUGACUGUCCCAGAAACACUGCUCUUCAUAUCCACUCUGGACGGAAACCUUCACGCAGUGAGUAAGAGCACAGGUGACAUCAAAUGGACCCUGAAGGAUGAUCCUAUUCUGCAGGUGCCGGUUUAUGUGGCAGAACCAGCGUUCCUUCCAGACCCCAACGAUGGCAGCCUGUAUAUCCUGGGAGGAAAGAACAAAGAAGGCCUGAUGAAGCUCCCGUUCACCAUCCCGGAGCUGGUUCAGUCCUCACCAUGCCGCAGUUCGGACGGUGUGCUCUACACUGGGAAGAAGCAGGACACUUGGUUCAUCGUGGACCCCAAGUCAGGAGAGAAGCAGACCACUCUCUCAACAGAGGCUUGGGAUGGUGUGUGCCCAUCAAGUCCCCUGCUCUACAUCGGCCGUACCCAGUACGUCAUCACCAUGUACGACACCAAGUCGCGGGAGCUGCGCUGGAACGCCACCUUCUCCGACUACUCGGCACCGCUCUGUGAGGAGUCCUACCACUACAAAAUGGCACACUUCGCCUCAAGUGGGGACGGGCUGGUGGUGACACUGGACAAAGAGAGCGGGGAGGUCCUGUGGGCACAGAACUAUGGCUCUCCUGUGGUUGGCAUCUACCUGUGGCACCAGGACAGCCUCCGCCGCGUCCCCCACCUCAACCUGGCCAUGGAGACCCUGCGCUACCUGACCUUCCACUCGCAGGACAUCCACGUCCUCAAGUGGAGCUACCAGUCCGUGAAGAACUUUGCUGCUACCAAGACCCAGCUACUGCCAGCGCUCUAUGUGGGGAAGUACGCGACCAGCUUCUAUGCCUUGACCUCCCUGGUCCAUGGCAGUGUGGCACUGGUGCCGCAGGGCAUCACACUGGCCAGGAUUGAUGGCCCCACCACGGAUGAUGUGACCAUGAGCGAGUCAGGGGAGUGUGAGAUCACACCCAGCACCGAUGUCAAGUACCCGCAGGGCAGCAUCACCUCUCUCCACAACCAGUGGCUCCUAAUAGGGCACCAUGAGCUGCCUCCCGUGGUCCACACGACCAUGCUGCGAGCCUUCCCGGAGAACCUGAGGAAGACAACAGAAACCAUCAUCCCCAGAGCUCCUCCUGCCAGGACCAUGUUUGAUGAUUUUCUGGCCCCAGGUGGCCUGGAGCAGCCAGCUGUGCGCAGCGAGGGGCAGUUCCAGCCAGACCCCGUGCCGAGGGAGCAGGUGGAGGUCUACCCCGAGGCUGGCAUCUGGGACCUGGUGAUGGCUGGUGUUGGCACAGCUCUGCUGGCCGGGGGAGUCCUGUUCCUCCUGCUCACGAAACUGCAGAAGCAGCAUGAGGUGCAGCAGCAGCAGCUGGAGAAGCAGAUUCAGCAACUGCAGCAGCAGCAGGAGAUGCUGCUCCCAGGUCGGGGCUCCAGCGAGGGUGUCCCUGUGGGGCCCGUGGAGCGGGGGCCGAGCCAGGGAACCAUGUCACAGCUCUCACAGAGCUCCAGCCCCUCGGCCUGCCUGAAGGACUGUGCUAAUGGGAUGGUCAGCCCUGAUCCAGCUGUCCCGGUGGCUGCUGAAGAUGCAGAACCAGAUGUGAUUGUAGUCGGGAAAAUUUCUUUUGACCCCAAGGAUGUUCUGGGCCACGGAGCUGGAGGAACCUUUGUCUUCAGGGGACAGUUUGAUGGCCGGAACGUGGCUGUGAAGCGCCUCCUGCCCGAGUGUUUCCAUCUCGUUGACCGCGAGGUCCAGCUGCUCCGGGAGUCAGAUGAGCACCCCCACGUCGUCCGCUACUUCUGCACAGAGAAGGACAAGCAGUUCCAUUACAUCGCCAUCGAGCUCUGCUCCGCCACGCUGCAGGAGUAUGUGGAAAGCCCCAGCUUUGACCGUCGCAGCCUGGAUCCAGUGUCCCUCCUGCACCAGACCAUGUCCGGGCUGGCCCACCUCCACUCCCUCAGCAUUGUCCACCGUGACUUGAAGCCAUGUAACAUCCUCAUCUCUGUCCCGAAUCACCACGGGCAGAUCCGAGCAGUCAUAUCCGACUUUGGCCUCUGCAAGAAGCUUCAGGGGGGACGACAGAGCUUCAGCCUCCGCUCCGGCAUCCCUGGCACCGAGGGCUGGAUUGCGCCCGAGGUGCUGCAGGAGACGCUGAAGGAGAACCCUACGUGCGCCGUGGAUAUCUUCUCAGCUGGCUGCAUCUUCUACUACGUGGUGUCAGGAGGACAGCACCCGUUUGGGGACAGCUUGCGGCGACAGGCCAACAUCUUGUCAGGCUCUUACCAGCUGAGCUGCCUGCAGGAAGAAGCUCAUGACAAGCUUGUUGCGAGGGAGCUGAUUGUGGCAAUGAUCAGCCCCGAGCCCCAGUGCCGACCCUCAGCGCCUGUGGUCCUUGUGCAUCCCUUUUUCUGGAGUCUGGAGAAGCAGCUGCAGUUCUUCCAGGACAUUAGCGACCGCAUAGAGAAGGAACCUGCUGAGGGGCACAUCGUCUCGGCCCUGGAGGCGGGGGGGCGGUCAGUGGUGAGGACCAACUGGAGGAUGCACAUCUCCCUGCCGCUACAGACAGACCUGAGGAAGUUCCGCACCUACAAAGGGGGCUCGGUCCGUGACCUCCUGCGGGCCAUGAGGAACAAGAAGCAUCACUACCACGAGCUGCCAGCUGAUGUCCGGGCAGCCCUGGGUUCUGUCCCGGAUGGCUUUGUGCAGUAUUUCACCUCCCGCUUCCCUCGGCUGCUGUUGCACACGCACAGGGCCAUGAGGGUCUGUGCCCACGAGCGACUUUUCCACUCCUACUACCACCAGGGACCAGGAGGCGACAGCAAGUGAGCGGGGAUGCACACCGGGAUGGCACCCACGGUGCAGGGCUGCUGUGGCCACUCCUGCCUACCCUGCCUGUACCUGCAGCUCUGUCUUGCAGCAGGCAGGAGCAGCCCCCGGGGCACUCAGCAUCCUUCUCCCCCUCCCCAGGGUGAGGUGGGGGCCUCAGCAAUAUGAUGGCUGCCCAGCAUACAUGUGGGUUACAAGCAGCAUGGUCCAGGAGAGGUGAGCACAGGGUGGCACUGUGCUCUUGCCUCGGGUCUCCCGAGCCCAAGAGGGAUCCUGGGGGCACCCGCCUUUGCCAGCACUCACAGACUCAGCGCCCCGAAGGCAUUUGUAUCAGAGAACAAAAUAUCUCUGCAGUGGAUGUGGCGCUUUGACAAAAAGAAAAUGCAUUUUGCAUUUUCUUGAGGGCAGCUGGCAUAGCAAAGCACGGGCAGGGUGAUGCAGCUGGGCUGGGGUGCUCACCAUGGAUGGGUGAGCUUCAUCCUGCGCGUUCUCCCGUGCCACAUGCCUGGUAAAGCAGCUCUUGGAGCAGGUGUCCAGCAUGGCUGUGGCCAGGGCUGAUGCACUGGUCAGCUUCUUGCAGCCACCCCAGGGCCUGGACCUGCUAUUUGCAUCAGGGCUGCUGAGGGCAAGGCAGCGUGGUUGGGGCCUCCAGCACAACCCUGAGAAUGAAGUUUUUAAUCUCAGCUGGGCUGCGAAAAAGGUUUUCUCCCUUUUGGUCAGCAGCAGCUUGUAAUUAUGCCAGGCCAGAGUCCCCCCAUUAGUCCCACGCCCAGGAGCCCUGAGCAGUUUGCUCAGCAGUUGUUGCAGGACACAAAGGCAGGGAAACCCCUCCUGCCCGUGGCCUUUCCUGCUGGCACGGGGGCCGUGAGCAGCCUGGGAGCCAGCGUGGCAGCUGGAGCCCCUCAGCAAGGCUUCGUUUUUGAACAGCAAUGAUUUUGUACGGUCAGAUUCCUCUGGGUGCUGAGGUGUGGGUUUUUGUUACACAGGUAACAUUGGGUUGGUAUCCAGUUUCUUCUCAGAAUCCUGUAUGGCCUAAAGCAUUUUAUACAUAAUAUUAUAAAAAAACC